AUGGUCAAUCUAGGUCAAGUGCUAUCGAAGUUGAUUCAGAAUUGGACGCUCAUUGAAACAUCACUAGGCGCUAUUGCUCGGUUCAAGUCAUUUGCUGAAGACAUACCUACGGAGGGAGACCCAACCAUUGAGACUCACGAGCCACUCGCAGAUUGCAUUGCUUAUGAGACCUCUGAGACAGCAAAGCCUGUACUGAACGACAUUCGCCUUCACUUCCGUGGUGGGGAGAAGAUCGGGCUAUGUGGUAGAACUGGAAGGGAAGUCGGUAAAAGUAGCCUUGCACUUUCUCUCCUUCGGCUCAAUGAGCUUGUGUCUGGUCAGAUCCUGGUCGACGGACAAGACAUUCCCGUACCUCCCGAUCCUCGAUUCGCCAGUGCAUUAGCAAUCUCAGUUGGACUGUGGGAUGCAUUGGCGGCACAUUCCAAGGGCUCCAGCUGUGACAAGCAGGUGCUUGAAGGUAAGUUGGACGAGAACAUUUUAUCAGGAGGUCAGAAGCAAUUGUUCUGUCUGGCACGGGUUCUAUUGAAGAAGAGCAAGAUUCUCAUUCUGGAUGAGCCGACAAGCAGCCUGGACACGGAGACAGACACGCGCGUGCAAAAGCUCGUCCGCGAGUUGUUUCAAAGCUGUACGGUGAUCAUGGUCACUCAUCAACUUCACACUCUACUGGACUUUGAUCAAGUUGUGGUGUUGGACAGCGGACGGGUGGUCGAAGUGGGACAUCCUCGCGGACUAGCCCGCAGACCGGAUGGGGCGUUCGCGGACCGGAUUGCGAUGGAGGUCUGA
Molecule: messenger RNA, 783 nt
Organism: Aspergillus saccharolyticus JOP 1030-1
Lineage: Eukaryota; Fungi; Ascomycota; Eurotiomycetes; Eurotiales; Aspergillaceae
Product: P-loop containing nucleoside triphosphate hydrolase protein
Exons: 4
Coding region: 1-783 (260 amino acids)
Biological process (GO): transmembrane transport
Cellular component (GO): membrane
Molecular function (GO): ATP hydrolysis activity; ATPase-coupled transmembrane transporter activity; ATP binding
Source: RefSeq, a predicted model, not a curated record